AUGGCGCCUUACUGUUCAAUUUCAACCUAUCUCCUACUCCUUCUUACAACCUCCACCGCCUCUCCUCUCUCCUUCAACCUCUCCCCCAUCACGCGUGAUCAGGACAGCGUGCUCAGGUUUCAAGGCAGCGCCUACAUAUCCCCAGAAGGACUCCAGGUCACCACCAACGAGAAGAGCAGCAACGGCACCCAACUCAUCGGCCGCGCCACCUACGCCGAACCCCUGCACCUCUGGGACAAGGCCACCGGCAACUUGACCGACUUCAACACCCAUUUCUCCUUCGUCAUCCAGGCCACCGGAUGCGCUGCCGACGGGCUCGCCUUCUUCCUCUCUCCGCUCAAUUCCACGAUUCCGGCGAAAUCCUCCGGCGCCGGCCUCGGCCUCGCCCCAUGGUCAGCCGCACAUGCUCCUCUAAUAUCCCAAGUCCCAUUCUUGGCGGUCGAAUUCGACACAUUCUCUACUUCUGAGUUCAACGACCCGCAAGGCCAGCACGUGGGGAUCGACGUGAGGUCUCUGAACUCCACCGUGUAUGCGCCGUGGAGAAACAAUCUGACGGAGGGGAAGACAACUGAUGCUUGGAUUAGUUAUAAUUCUUCAAACAUGAAAUUUCGAGUCACUUUUAAUGAGUUUAAUGUACAGCCGCCUCAGUUGUCACGUAUUGAAUACACUGUAGAUCUCCGGACUAUUCUACCGGAGUUUGUCGAAAUCGGGUUCUCUGCAGCGACUGGAGACUGCUUCCAGACAAACAAUGUCAGAUCAUGGAGUUUCAGUUCCACUCUGGAUCUGAAAAUCGAAGAUACGCAACGUAAUUCCACCGGCCCUAACCCUAAGUAUAGGCGUCCACCACCUAAUAAAACCGGCCCUGUCCCCGAACCGGUGGGAAAACCGGUCAGGUUGAUUGCGGCUUUAUCUAUGGCGGCAGCAGUUGGGCUGGUUUUGGUGGGAUACAGGCUAUGGAGAAGGAAAAGAGGAGGGAGAAAUGGGGAUGUGGAGGAUGAGGACGAGGAGGAGGACGGGGAUGUGGAGGAUGAGGACGAGGAGGAGGACGGGGAUGUUUCGGCUAUGGAGAUGGAUUUUCAGAAGGGGAGUGGGCCUAGAAGAUUCUCCUACGGAGAGCUUGCGGCCGCCACGGGUAAUUUUGCAGAGGAAAGCAAGCUGGGUGAGGGUGGCUUUGGCGGCGUCUACCGAGGCUACUUGAAGAAUCUGGACUCGUACAUCGCGGUGAAGCGGGUUUCCAAGAACUCGAAGCAAGGAGCAAAGGAGUACGCAUCGGAAGUGAAGAUCAUCAGCCGGCUACGCCACAGGAACCUAGUACAACUUAUAGGCUGGUGUCACGAGAAGCGUGAGCUCCUUCUGGUGUAUGAACUCCAACCAAACGGCAGCUUAGACUCUCACCUCUUCAACCGGAAAAAUCGUCCACUGAACUGGGAGACACGGUUCAAGGUUACGCGGGGGCUCGCGGCGGCACUGCUAUAUUUGCACGAGGAGUGUGAUCAAUGUGUGGUCCACCGAGACAUCAAGUCAAGUAACGUCAUGCUUGACUCGGCCUUUAAUGCUAAGCUAGGCGACUUCGGACUAGCCAGGGUCAUCGACCACGACAAGGGGUCGCAGACAACGAUCAUAGCCGGCACGAUGGGCUACAUGGCGCCCGAGUGCAUGAUGACGGGAAGGGCGAGCAAGGAGUCAGAUGUGUACAGUUUCGGGAUAGUGGCGCUGGAGAUUUCGACAGGGAGGCGACCCAUAUCGGGGCAGGUGAGGACGGUGGAGUGGGUGUGGGAGUUGUACGGGAUGGGGCGGCCGUUGGAGGCGGCGGAUGUGAGUUUGGAGGAGUGUGGAGGUUAUGAUGAGAGGGAGAUGGAGAGGUUGAUGGUGGUGGGGUUGUGGUGCGCGCAUCCGGAUGACGGGCUUCGCCCGUCGAUGAAGGAGGUGGUCCGACUUCUAGAGUUCGAAGGGGAGUCACCACCUCAAUUGCCGCCCAAAAUGCCGGUACCUACCUAUGGUGCUCCGCCGCCGCCAUCUAGUGUUGCGUCUUUGAUUUAUGCAUCUAAUGCAACUUAUUCGUCUUCGGGUUAUAGUCAUGGCUUUAAUGCCACUUCUUCUUUUGGUGCUUCUGUUGAUGCUUCUGCGGCACUAUUGCAUUCGAGAUGA
Messenger RNA from Salvia hispanica, 2148 nucleotides. Its product is annotated as L-type lectin-domain containing receptor kinase IX.1-like. The record is from RefSeq and is a predicted model, not a curated record. Gene Ontology annotation, biological process: protein phosphorylation. Lineage: Eukaryota; Viridiplantae; Streptophyta; Magnoliopsida; Lamiales; Lamiaceae. Gene Ontology annotation, molecular function: protein kinase activity; carbohydrate binding; ATP binding.